UAGUACACACACUCAGUCUUACACACACUCAGUCUCACACACACACGCACAGGAACACACACCUUUUUCAGGUGUUCUGUGUUUGCUGCCCCUGUUUUUUAUCAGGAUCAAAACUUUUUAGUCUGUAACAAAGACUGUCUUGGUCUGAUAACGUGAAGCAGCUUAAUGUUUAGCCCACAUACACACACACACACACACACACACUUAGGGAAGUGCAGGGAUUAAAAAGGUGCACAGAUCCAUAUGCUGCCCCAGCAUGGAGACGAGGAAGCGGUGUAGAGUCGGAGUCGGUGAUGGAGAUGACACAGGAACCAGUGUUGGUGAUGAGAGCCCAGUGGAGCAGCCUCGUCCUCUGUCCGCUCUAAUACGACUCUACGUGUACGCCCUUCACGGCUGCCUGUGUGAGGUGGCCUUCACUGCUGUGUGGGACUGGUGCAGCACCCGGGACAGGAGGCUGGCAGGUCACAGCAGCCUGUGGGCUCUGCCCAUGUACGCAACUGCAAUCUACCUGAUGGAGGGGCUGAGAUCGUGGCUCCUGGCCCGACGUCAGCCGCUGCAUGUACGUCUGGCGACCUACACGCUGUUCAUCUACUCCUGGGAGCUGAGCUGGGGGGCGGUACUGCAGCUGCUCAGGGCCUGUCCCUGGGACUACUCUGCCUUUAAGUACAACCUGGGAGGUUUGGUUACUCUGGAGUAUGCCGUUCCCUGGGCUGUGGCGUCUUUUGUAGCAGAGCAGCACGUGAUCAGGAACACGCUGAGGAUGAGACUGCACAAAUGAGCUGAGACCAGUCUGGAAUGAUGUACUUGUUCCAGAGACCUUAUCCUUGGAUUUCAUUUGCUUUAUUUUUGGUUGCCAUUAGACAAAGAUAUUUCACAAAUUAAAAAGCUUUGACCAUAAAGAAAA
This is a messenger RNA of Cynoglossus semilaevis (tongue sole), 904 nucleotides long. Its product is annotated as transmembrane protein 229b-like. NCBI's taxonomy places the organism in Eukaryota, Metazoa, Chordata, Actinopteri, Pleuronectiformes, Cynoglossidae. The record is from RefSeq and is a predicted model, not a curated record. Bases 257 to 778 code for a protein of 173 amino acids. The transcript has 2 exons.